Messenger RNA from Sitodiplosis mosellana (orange wheat blossom midge), 2753 nucleotides. RefSeq lists its product as uncharacterized. NCBI's taxonomy places the organism in Eukaryota, Metazoa, Arthropoda, Insecta, Diptera, Cecidomyiidae. Bases 687 to 1802 code for a protein of 371 amino acids. The record is from RefSeq and is a predicted model, not a curated record. The transcript has 4 exons.
GUCCGAAUCGGAUGAAAUUCGGGUAUCAUCCAACUGUACGCUACACUCGAAUCACAUCCAUUUGUGACGGUAAUAAUGUGUGUGAAAACUGACUGACUGACUGAGAAUUAUAUAUGUACAACAGAUUUGAUCGUUUUCAUCUUUGAAUCAAUUGAGAAAUCAGAACCGUUGUGCAACAUUUUCAAUUGUAAAUGUCACUUAAAAUCUUCAAACUAUUCAUUAGCUCUAGAAAUAUGCACGAUAUAAUAAUCAUUUUCAGUAUAAAAAACUGUCGAAGCAAAAACAUUUUGCUUCUCUUUGGGGAUUUCCCUUUCUGUCUCCAAUUCGAAAAACAGCAGUUUUGACGCAGCAACCGUCACGCCAUCCAAAUGUGGUGUUCAAAGGAUGAAACAUUGUCGCCGAACGAUUCGUUUUGCAAAUGUCACUCAGCACAGCGGCUCAUUGGUGUAGGAACAUUGACAAGAAAUUGGCGCACAUUUUUUUGAGUGAACAUUCAACGAAAAAAGGCAAUUUUUUUUGCAGAAUAGUUGCUUUAAUUGCGAGACCAAAACCCUUUUACAGAUUAUUUCGCAAUUUUGAGGCGAGAUCCGCAUUGAGACAGGGAGACAGAGAGCAAACGAAGCCUGAUCUAUUCAAAUCGUUUGGAUUCAUACGAAGUGGACUUAUUGUGACCGAGAUCCAUCGCGAUGGCGAGGCGUAAGCGGCACAAUAAGACGUUUGGUAAGCCAAGGGAGAACAAAGUCCAGAUGAAAAAGCACUCAAUUGUGAAGAAAAAACGUGUCAAUCGGAAAGAAGAUCCAGAAAAACAGUCGACAGAAAAUGGCACAAUCGAAAUCGGCGCGAUCAAAUUGGCAUUUAAUUCGAUAAUUAAUCCGAAGUUAACAGAAACAGAAAGAGGAUUUCUGAUCCAUAAGUUCUUCGAGAAAUGUUUGAAUGCUACGAAAGUCAUGCAUCUUGCAUCGAUGUUAAUGCUCUACACAAUUAACGAAGCAUUUGAUGAUGGCAAUUUGGACUUCUUCGUGAAUCAAAACGGAGCAAAUUUGAUUACAGACUGUUUCAACUGUGUCACAUCGAACAACAUCAACGAUCCACUCACAGCCCAAAUGCCAGACACAUUUCUCGCGAUGGUGACCCAAGGUAGCCCCAACUUUGAAUGGCCACGCCGCCAUCAAAUGACUCGCCAAGUUUAUGCUCUCAAGGACCAGUAUGUGGCCAAUGUGAAGACAAAUUUGGAGACGCACUGUUGGGUGAGAUUGACCCACUUUCUACGUGUAAAGUGCCAUGAAUUCAAUCACAAAGGAAGCCCACUUGGCGUUAUUUAUGAUGCAUCAUACUUGCCUUUCGAUGACAUUGACAUUCGAAAUACGAUGAAAAAUUUGAUGUACAAUGAAGAUUGGACUUAUGAUGAUGAUGAAAGUCGAAAGUCGAAGAUGGAAAUACUGUUUAAGGAAGUGUCUCAGCUUUGUGGCCCAUCAUUCGUAAAAUACUUCACAAUGUACGAAUACAUUCAAAAGGACUGGUUCGAGUCUUUGUGGAUGAGGAUAGGCAUGCAACGAAUUGUAGAGAAAUUUUUGAUCGAUACGGCUCACCUUCGUGAACAGUGGAAAGCAUACGAUCGUGAUCCAGUGAACAAUCGAGAGCCGUCGGUACCGAAGAUACCAAAAGUAAAGAAUUUCGCCGCUAUUCCACUCUGUGAUACAAAACUGAAGCACAUACCAUUCGACCAUAAUGACUUGAUUGAUAUCAUUGGCCAGUUGAGAAAUGAACGGGGAUGGAAUAUCCGUGCUGAUUAUCGUACAUAAUACAAGCAAGGCGAGAACAAAGACGAGGCAUGGGGAAUUGUGUUCGAUAUGGACAAAAUCAGACAGCUCAGAACCGGUUCGAAAGAGUUUUACCACAAAAUUCAAACCAACAGUAGUGCCGUGUCGGUGUUGUUUAGCAGACCCAAACGCAAAGGAGCCGGCGUGACUCUGUCUGAAAUCAAAGCAAAGUACGAAAAGCCAGUCAGCAAAGGCGGUUACAAGUAUGAAUCAGGAAUUGAUCCCGGCCAGAAAACAAAAAUGGCCUGCGUGCGUCGGACUCUCGCUACUGGAAUUGAAACCAACAUCAAAUUAUCGAGUAUUCAAUAUCACUGGGGUGCGCGACAAGGAAUGCGCGACAAACAGGCCACGAAAAUGACCAGAAAGUACGUGCACAAAGAACAGCGCGACUUGAAAAGCUAUCCGAUCACAUCCGUAUCGCCGCGAGGAUCACAAUGGAAAUCAUUCAUUAAGCACAAAAUCAAAAUGCUGACAGAUUCAUUGGCUACAUACGCCAGAAGAAAAUACGCACAGCUAUCGUUGCACAAGUACAUCGAGUCUAAUCGCGAAAUGGAUUUGAUGGCUAAACACAUAACAAACAAUGAGACAGGAGUUGUGUUCCUUGGUGAUGCGGCGUUCCCAUCAAAUUCGAAAAUCGGUGUGAAAAGAACAAAACGAUCACCGGAUCAGCGAAAGUUCAUAGUUAGCCUAAAAAAGAACGGCAAAACGGAUGUUGUGCUUACACCAGAGCCGUAUACAUCACAAACCUGUGCCAAUUGCUUGCGGCGAUUUCCGAGAAGCACAAAAAGUGACCGAUUCAAAGUGUGCAAAGAUUGUCGCCCACACAAGGAUGUGAGACUCCCACCGGUUAUUGUGACUGAUCGAAGCAGACGGCGCAAGCAACGUGAUCGAAAACAAAAUGCCAGCCAAAAGCCCAGUGAUGGUUUUUCGUUA